Messenger RNA from Alternaria alternata, 1290 nucleotides. RefSeq lists its product as hypothetical. The transcript has a single exon. Gene Ontology annotation, cellular component: nucleus. NCBI's taxonomy places the organism in Eukaryota, Fungi, Ascomycota, Dothideomycetes, Pleosporales, Pleosporaceae. The record is from RefSeq and is a predicted model, not a curated record. Bases 57 to 1112 code for a protein of 351 amino acids.
GCGCUCCACCACGCGACGAGCACCAGCCCAAUCGACUCCAACCUUCAGCCCCCAACAUGUCCUCCAAAGACGCACAUCUAUACGGUGCCCGACCAAAGGGACGCACAAAGGCUAAGGAAAUAUCCAGCUCCAGCAGCCUCGCUUUCUCAUCGACCCUCUCCAACCUCAUCAAGAACUCUUCUACCGAAUCGAACAAGCCCACCGCAGGCCGCGCACGCCCGCAGAAGGAAGAUAUCUUCAAGACCCACAACAAGAACGUCAGAAAGCGCGCGUUGAAAGAUUUGGAAGACACGGAUUUUACACAGAAGCAUCGCGGACGGACAACCGAGGAGAAAGGCGAGGAUGAAGUCGCAUGGAAGCGCACAAAGCGGCGCAUGGAAGAGAAAGCGCGUCUGUACGACGCCCUGAAGCGCGGCGACGUAGAAGACAUUGACGACAGAUACGGCGUCGAUUUCGACCGCAAAUGGGCUGAGCAGCAAGAAAAGGGCGAAGCAGAACACACCACAACGUCGGAAUCAGAAGACGACGAAGAAGAGGAACUCGUAGAAUAUGUGGACGAGUUCGGCCGCACACGAAAGGGCACGCGAGCAGAAGCUGCCCGCGAAGAGCGUCGAAAGCGAACCCUCGCCGCCGACGAACCCGACCGUUUCACCGCACGACCUAGUAUGCCGACCAACAUAAUCUUCGGCGACACCGUACAGACGCAAGCCUUCAACCCCGACGAGACAAUCGCCCAGCAAAUGGCCGACCUAGCCGCCAAGCGCGACAAAGAACUCACGCCGCCACCUGAGGUACACUUUGACGGCAGAGCCGAGGUAAGGCAACGCGGAAUGGGCUUCUUCAACUUCUCCAAUGAUGAAGAGGAACGAAAAGAGCAGAUGAGUCGGAUUGAGAAGGAAAGAGAAGAGACGGAGCGCGUGAGGCGGGAACGCAAAGAGGCUGUCGAAAAGAGGAAGGCCAUGGUCAAAGACAAGAAAAGGGCUAUACAGGAGAAGAGAAGCAAAGGACAGGCAGAGAAGUUUCUCGAGGAACUAGGUCAGGAGUUGUUCAAAGAUGGAGAGGGCGAUGCCGAAGCAGAGCUCAAAAUCACUGCUGAGGAAGAGGCUGCAUGAGCCGAUUUCUUGUCUAAUUUUCUAUACGAUGAUACCCACUACUAAACAAAAGUCUUUGUCCGACUCGACUCUUUCGAUCUAGAAUCGGCUUGUACGUCCUAGUUGCUCUUUAAUUUGUUGUCAUCAUGUAUGGCCUCUUAACAGUAGUAGGGUGAAGCAAAAAAUUUGACUCGCACAC